Didymodactylos carnosus is the source of this 1242-nucleotide messenger RNA. Lineage: Eukaryota; Metazoa; Rotifera; Eurotatoria; Philodinida; Philodinidae. The record is from the annotation of a GenBank genome assembly.
AUGCCAUCUCGAUUCGAGAUAUUGCCUAGUGAAUUAUUUUUAUGUUUUCGAAUAUUUAUCCACUCUAAUGUAUUCACCAGGCUAAAUCAAUUAAAAAAAUUAUCGUUGAAAAUCGAAACUUCUCAUCACCCAACAAAUGGUUACGACUGGGAAGACAUAUUCAAGUGUUUAUUAAAUAUCAAAAAGCUCGAUUUUUAUGUUUAUAAUCAAAAAGUUGACAGCGUUAAUUUAUCUGUAUUAACUAAAUCAUUUCAAACAGAUCUUUAUGUAAAACGUCAAUGGCAUUUUGUAUUUGACUACAGUGAAGGAAGACGUAUAUUACAAAUUUAUAAAAUGCCAUGUAUCAUUAAACGUAAAUACUUUGAUCAUGAAUUGACAAUCACUAUUGUAGACAAUAAUAAUACUGAAAAUUUGUCGAUCUGCAAGAAACUAUCGAGUGCCUUCGAACGAAUGCCACCAAUACGGUUAUAUUAUUUGAAUGUUAAAUCAUUAAAAGUAUCUUAUUUAAAUAGUUAUUUAUUUGCUUAUUCAGAUAGACCAUCCACCAAUAGUAAACAACUAAUAGAAAUAUUAAGUAAUCAAGUUAUAUGUACACAUUAUUCAUUAAGAUUAAUUCGAAAAUUAGAUUUUCCAAAAGCUAUUACUCAAGGUAAUGUUAUACAAUCUUCAAAUAUAUUUGAAAAUGUUGAACAAUUACGUUGUGUAUUUAACAUUUUAAUCCUAUAGCUCUUAGUACUCUGUCGCUCUGUCGAUAUGAUGAGGGUGCAUUUCUAACGUAUUCAGCAUUGCUUUUCAUCUAGAAAACCAUACUAGUAGUAAUAGCACGAAGCAUACUUUUGUGGAGCAAGGCAAGGCGAAUCUUCUGGCGUACGAAAGAGUCUCUAGUUCUCAUGGUAAAAAACUAGGUAGCAUUGCGCGGUGAGGACCUCAGAUUCGAGUGAUCAGUGUUUAAUCAGCUACAAGAGUUUAAGGCCUGAAAAAAAGUCAUCGAAUGACAAGUGCAAUCUUUUCCACUUGAUUUUUGAAUUAGCGGCGCCUUACUCUCACAUCCCAUGUAAAUAUUUUUCGAUCGUAGACGCGUCUGAAAACGCGUUUUAUGCUGCGCUUAAUCGCUUCGAAAAUGCACCAUUUGCUAGCGUUUAAACGCGUUUUUCCCAGGCGCGUUUAAACGCGUUUUUCCAAGACGCGCUUAAACGCGUUUUAUCAGGGGAAGGCGCGCUUAAACGCGUUUUUACUAGACGC